This is a messenger RNA of Aureobasidium pullulans EXF-150, 446 nucleotides long. RefSeq lists its product as uncharacterized. The transcript has a single exon. The record is from RefSeq and is a predicted model, not a curated record. NCBI's taxonomy places the organism in Eukaryota, Fungi, Ascomycota, Dothideomycetes, Dothideales, Saccotheciaceae. Bases 166 to 408 code for a protein of 80 amino acids.
AAAAAAUUGUGACUGCCCGACUACUAUCCCCAUUGAGGCUUCGUGUCUGCCAUCGCCUCUGUGCCGCGAGUCCCGCGGAUUGGUCGUACGUAUGCUUCUUGUUGUGAGAGGGAGGGCGUCUGUGCUCCAAUCGAGGAUGAGGAAGACGUGGGUUGAUUCUGUGGGAUGAGUGAGACGGCGGCCACGAAAGUCUUCUCCUUCAAUCGUGCAUUGCGCGGCGGUAUUGGUGGUGAGUUUCCUGUCUUGUUGAGGCACUAUCAAGACGUGUCAGUAACUCAUUCUUCCUUUGACAGUACUGUUGUGCAAAGAAAUUGGGACAACAGAGUGCAUACGUGUGGGUUUUUCUUCCUUGCUGUUGACAUCUCAUGUACCUUGCUCAUCGAUCUCGUCGCCUGCUUUCCCCUAUGAUGGUGGCGGCGCUGGCGAUCUUCUCCAAGGCCUACGGA